Racocetra persica is the source of this 203-nucleotide messenger RNA. The record is from the annotation of a GenBank genome assembly. NCBI's taxonomy places the organism in Eukaryota, Fungi, Glomeromycota, Glomeromycetes, Diversisporales, Gigasporaceae.
AUGUUUUUGGUCUUGUUGUUGAUAGGCCUGUAGUUGCUUCAGCUGGUAUUCUUGCGGUUGUUACUGCUGGUAUGCUUGUGGUUGUUACUGCUGGUAUGCUUGUAGUUGUUACUGCUGGUAUGCUUGUGGUUGUUGCUGCUGGUAUACUUGCGGUUGUUACUGCUGGUAUGCUUGCGGUUGUUACUGCUGGUAUGCUUGCGGUU